Camelina sativa (false flax) is the source of this 1524-nucleotide messenger RNA. The record is from RefSeq and is a predicted model, not a curated record. NCBI's taxonomy places the organism in Eukaryota, Viridiplantae, Streptophyta, Magnoliopsida, Brassicales, Brassicaceae.
CGUUGUCCAAUACACUCCAAAUACCUUGUUUUUUUCUUUCUUCUUUACAACUUGUAAUAACACAUUUAUAACUACAGCUGGUUGCAAAAUCCUUAACGAUCACAACAACCUCUCUCUCUCUCUCUCUCUCUUUAAUUUCUUUCUUUCUCUCCCUCCCUACAAUGGGAAUUAUUGAUCAUAAGAGCAAGAAAGAAGAAGAACAGUACCCAAUGAUCUCAAAACCCUUGAGAUCGAUUCUCUUACAAAAGGGUAGUUAUUUCUUAAGCUCGCUCUUCUUUGUAGUCGGUUUCUCGGUUGGUCUCUUCCUUUGUCUGCAACUAAAAGCCUUACACAUGUCUACCACGACGACACAACGACAACCCUUAUGGUCUACAUUACUAUUCAACCACACCACAACAACGAUGGACAUCAUAGGAGAGUUGCCACUACGAGUACUUCAACACAACAUGAGUGAUCAAGAACUAUUCACCAAGGUCGCGUCAUUAUCAUCAUCACCACCAUCAUCCUUAUCAUCAUCAUCAUCGUGGUUUGGGAGGAGACAUAAUAAUAAUGAUGGGAAGAUGGUGGUGAAGGUGGCUUUCAUGUUCAUGACAGGUGGAAGACUUCCAUUGGCUGGCUUGUGGGAGAAGUUCUUUGAAGGACAUGAAGGGUUUUAUUCCAUAUAUGUCCAUACUACUAAUCCAUCUUUUCAAGAUUCUUUCCCAGAAACUUCUGUCUUCUAUUCAAGAAGAAUCCCAAGCCAGCCAGUGUAUUGGGGAACAUCAUCAAUGAUAGACGCAGAGAAAAGACUAUUAGGCAACGCUCUUCUCGACGAAUCGAACCAAAGAUUUGUCCUCUUAUCCGAUUCUUGCAUCCCACUCUACAAUUUCACAACCAUCUACGAUUACUUAACCGGCACAAAUCUCAGCUUCAUUGGCUCGUUCGACGACCCAAGAAAAUCAGGUAGAGGACGUUACAACCGUAAUAUGUAUCCGCAAAUCAACAUCACACAUUGGCGAAAAGGAUCGCAAUGGUUCGAAACAACUCGAGAGCUUGCUCUCCAUAUCAUCGCAGACACGUUCUACUACAAAAUAUUCGAUCAGCAUUGUAAACCGCCUUGUUACCUGGACGAGCAUUAUAUCCCAACUCUAGUUCACAUGUUGCAUGGAGAGAUGUCCUCGAACCGGACCUUGACUUGGGUUGAUUGGUCGAAAGUCGGUCCACACCCUGGUCGGUUUAUUUGGCCUGAUAUAACCGAUGAGUUUCUUAACCGGAUCCGGUUAACCGACGAGUGUGUCUAUCAUGGCCGCGGUGGAGAGAACAUUACAACUACGAAGUGUUUUUUAUUUGCGAGAAAAUUCACAGCCGAGACUUUAGAACCAUUGUUAAGAAUUUCGCCUUUUUAGUUCUUGGUUUUGGUCCAUAAUUGUUAACUUUUUUUUUUUAAUUUUCAGUUAGUAAAUACUAUAUAGAGAGUAUUAAGCUAAAGAAUGUAUUUUAGAAGUUUAUAUUAAUCAGUUAAUUAAUAAUAUUUUAUCUUAUCUA